Molecule: messenger RNA, 5044 nt
Organism: Poecile atricapillus (Black-capped chickadee)
Lineage: Eukaryota; Metazoa; Chordata; Aves; Passeriformes; Paridae
Gene: TTF1
Product: transcription termination factor 1
Exons: 12
Coding region: 152-2272 (706 amino acids)
Source: RefSeq, a predicted model, not a curated record
GGGGGGGCAGCGGCGGGGCUGACACCGCUUGGAGGUAGCGGGAGGCCCGGCGGGGCGGGGACGGCGUGGAUGCUCCCUGAGGAGGCUCCGUGAGGGGCUGCGGGUUCCUCACACCCCGGCACCGCCGAGAGGAAGGCUGGGGGAAGCUGUGAUGCACAUCUGUUUGACAAAGAAGGCAUCAGCUUUUCCUAGAGGGAAAAUAAUGAAAGGCAAAGCACAUUCAGAUUAUUUUCAAGUCCAGGAUUCUGUCAAGAAAAAGAAGAGGAAACACAGUGAUUCCAACAACAAACAUAAAAAUGCUGAAAUUGUGGAAGAUCCAGAGCUUGGCCACGCAUCCCAAGAGCUCUUUGAAGAUGCAGCACCAGAGGACAGGAAAAAGAAAAAACUGAAGAAAAAGGAUGAGAAGCAGCAGGCUUUGAUAAAGAAUUACUUUGGGACUGUGGAACAUGAAAUCAGCAAUGGGACUGGAACAGCUGAUUCUCUGAGGAAGAAGAGGAAGAGGAUGGGUCAGGACAGCGUUGAUGAGCUCAGCGAUGUCACCUCUGUUCCUGAGAAUCAGGACUGCCAGGAGGGUGCUGCUGAUUAUGCUUGUUCUAAAAAACCCAAGAAGAAAAAGAAAGAAAAGCAGCCUGAAGCAGAUGAGGUGUGUGAGCUGUCUCCCUCUGAGGAGCACAGCAAGGGCCACAAAGAGAAACCCAAAAAGAAGAAGAAGAGGAGAGAGGGCAGUGCCCAGGACGUGCAGGAGGACACGGAUGGAGCAGCUGAGCAGCCGCCCUUAGAGCAGGACAGGGAGUGGCCUUCAGAUGAGGAUGGAGGCUGUGAUGCUGCUUCUGCCAUCAGUGAGGUCUCUAUGGAGCUCCCUGCUGAUUUUUCUACACCCAGUAAAGCAGCUGAUAGAGCUAAAAAGACUCCAGUACGUGCUAAAAAGGCAUAUAAAAGCAGUGCUUUUGUCGAGGAAGGAAGCUCUUCAGACUCUGAUGUGAUGACACCAAAAGCCUCAGCAUCAUAUAUAAAGAAGAAGCAGAAGCAGCAAGACAAUUCUUUUGCUGAAUUGGCAGCCUCUGAUGAGGUCAGUGUGGAUGGUGAAGAAGGCCUGGACCCUGCCAGAACUUCAUUCAUGGAUUCGGAUACUGCAAGACAAGAACUGGAAGAGUUUAUUCCUCAUGUGAAGAAUAUAUCAGACAGUUCAAUCAAGCAAAUGUCUGGAAGAGACCUAGCAAGGUUUAAGGAAUUUAAAAAACAGGGUAUUGCUGUCAAGUUUGGCAGAUUUACCCAGAAGGAAAAUAAACAAAUCCGGAAAAAUGUUGAAGAGUUCUUAUCACUUAGUGGAGUGGACAGUGCUGAAAAACUUUUGUUUACCUCGAGAUAUCCAGAAGAUAAAGACACCAUCCAUCACCUGAAAAUAAAACAUAAUUUUUGUGAAAAAAUCUCUGAGGGCAUUCCCCGGCCCUGGAGACUGGUAUAUUAUCGAGCAAGGAAGAUGUUUGACCCUAAUAAUUACAAAGGAAGGUAUACUAUGGAAGAAAAAGAACAAUUAAAGAAGUAUCAAGCUCUGCAUGGCAAUGAUUGGAAGAAGAUUUCUGAGUUGAUGUCCCGUUCUAACCUCUCAGUUGCUAUGAAAUUCUCUGAAAUCAAGUCAACUAUCAACUAUGGUGCUUGGACAAAGGAGGAGACCCAGAGGUUAAUGAGUGCAGUGAAGGAAGUGCUGAGGAGAAAACUGAACACAGAAAAUCCAAGUUCUCCUUCCUCACUGGAACAGUCAGACACGGAUCUCUGGAUCGACCGUGAGAAACUGUACCAGUCACUGCCGUGGACUGAGAUUGAAACCAGAGUGGAAAGUCGAUUUUGGAGACAAUGCAAACAGAAAUGGAAUUCAAUUUUAACGAGCAAGUUGAACAGACAGCAGCAGUUGCACAAAGGGACCAAUGGAUUAAAGGCCAAGAUCAAUCUUAUUAAAAGGUUGUAUGAAACAAGAGCAGAGGAUGCCAGUGAAAUAAACUGGGAUGAACUCAGUAGUGCUAUUGGAGAUGUUCCUAGAUCCUAUGCUCAAGCAAAGUUUUAUAGGCUAAAAGUGUCCUUUGUCCCUUUAUGGAAGAGAAAGACAUUUUCUGAAAUUAUUGACUAUCUGUAUGAAAAGAAGCUCCCAGAACUUGAAGAAAAACUAAGAAAAGAAGAGGGUAAAUGCCAUAGUUUUGACAAUUCAGUACCCAGUCAGCAGCAGCAGAUUUUCCGACUCAGUGACAUUUUUGACUCCAGUGAAGAGAGUGAUUAAUUGAUUGUCCUAAAAGCAAUGCCUAAUUUGCAUAUUUAACUGCAAAUGGGUCUGGUUGAAAGUGGGUGCAGCUCACCACCUGCAAGUACCCGAGCUGAUAAUGGGAAAAGUCAGGACAGGCACCUCUGCGUGUCUUGUUUCAUCUUGAAGAUGGAGUUGAAACAGAGCUUUUGUGCCACUUUUUAUUUAAUUUAACUCUGAUUUUAGAAAUUUUCAUGUAAGCAUCCAAGUUGCUUUUUAAAAGUCUCAAAAUACUUUUUCUGUGGAGUUGAAAGCUGCUGUUUUCCCUUUAUGAAUGAACUUGGUUUUAAGAACUUUAUUCUUUUUAAAUUCAUGAGAUUGGAAAAAGGUUUUCAGUUUGCUUUUAAAUCUCUUUAAUAAUCAAGUCUUAAGACAUCUGUGUUGAUGAAAAUGGCAUAACUUUUGAGUUGCCUUUUUUUUAAACAGGUGUCUUAAUCUUAAAAGCAACUGAUUUUCUUUUUGAUGCAGACUUACAUUUUUCCCACCCCUUCUAGAGAAAAAGGACUUUUGUACAUUACUAUUCAUCAUUUCAUGCUGAGCAAAGCAAAAAAUUUAAAAUGUUGUAAUUAAUAUUUGGAAUUACAGGGACAAAACAGUGUGUAUAUAUAUAUUUAUGUAUGCAUACAUAUUUUUAUUUUGCCAAGGAGAAUUUCUACCAUUUAAUAAGAAAAUUAAGCAAUAAGAUGGAAGUUGUACUCAUGUUUUGUAAGAUAUUUUUAACUCUGUGCAUAAAGUGAUUAUUUGUAAAUGGACUGAAUUAAUGUAAAAAAAACCCAAAAGUAUCUUAGUGUGUUUUAAGAGAGAUGGGGACUUCAGCUGGCUUUUCUUUCUAAUGCUGUUUAUUCCACAGCUUAGGUUACAGCAGGGGCUCGUGGGUCAGCCUACAGCUGCUGGCUACAGGCAAGCCCUGUGUCCUGAAGCCCCUUUGGUUCAGGUUACAAUGCAUUAAUCUCUUUCUGUGCAUAUUAUUACAUAACAACCAAUCAGCUUCAUACACAAUACCUUUACAUUUACAUAUAUCCUAUCAAAACUGCUGGAAUUACCAUCCUAUGUUAGUGACUAACCAACCAUCUGAGUUAGCAAUUCCAUGUUAAACUUUAAAACUUGUUAUGCAGUGGAAAAUUCUUUUUGCUUUAGUAAAAAACAUCUUUGUCUGCCUAUGCUUUUUUACUUGUUUGCAAACAUGCUUUGAAGACCACUUAACUUACUGGACUUUUAGCCAUAAACCUCCUCCUAACUGACUAAACCUUCCAACCUUUGUUCUCUCAGCUGUUUCAGCAACAACUAUCCCUAAAAAUAUCUUUUUAUAUAUUAAAGCUUGCUUUCAUUUCUCAACAACCUUCUGCUAAGCAUUCACAUUGUUAUAAAUGAAAUUAGGAUUAGCUGUCAACUGCGUUAACAGCAGUUUAAUUAAAAAUGAACACAAUUUAGUGAAUUGAAUAAUAAUUUGGUAUAAGAAAAUACAAUUUAGUAAAAGAAUACAAUUUAGCAAAAAACCACAAUUUAUAUAUGUAAUUUGCCAGUAAUUAAGCAUGAUUAAUGCAUAAGCAAAACUGACUGGGGUAUGGAGAGGGCUUCUCACCCCACCUCACGUACGAAACAAAGCAAUUCAAACUAAACUUAUAUGCUUAUACAUGUUCAUUAAUGUUUCCCAUAAGUCUCCUCCUAUUUCUGGUUCUUUAAUUUUACCUCACUGUUCUUCAUGGCACAUGCCUCACUUGUUGCUAGGGGGGGCUUCAGUCUUCUUUUGGUGGUCUUUGGAUGAAGGCUUACACUCAUCCUCACUGUCCUCUGGAUAACCUCACAGGUUGCACAUGUGUAAUAAGCAUUGUGUUAUGUAAGUAAACAUUAUGUUCCACUAAUUAGUCUUGCAUUUUAUAAUUUUCAGGCCCUCUGCAUAAAGUUGUUCCAACUUUAUCCAUCUCAAGGUUGAUUUUUGUCUUGGGACAUCAUUUAUAUCAAAAUUACAUCCUGUUCCUUAGUUUUAACAUGUAACAUCUGUAAAGGGGUGCAUCGUCCUCAUAACACUGAUUCCCUUGAUUGCUUCUAAUAACUUUCCAAAUAGUUACAAUUUAUUUAGCAAGAAUAAUUUCCAUUUAUUACAACAUCCAUAAAACUUUACUGUUCAAUUCUCAUCCUUCCCAAGACUUUGUAAAGUCUUUGUAUGGCUUGUUUAUAUUUCCCAUAUGCUGCACUGGACAGUAAUGCAAGAAGACUUGGUCCCUGCUUUUUGAGAGUCAUUUUGAUAAGUGACAACUUCCCUCUUCAAUUCUAAUAAUCAUCAUGGAAAAUCCAGAGUUUUCAAUGGUUUGAAAUAAAGGUCCUGUUGGAGGGGCUGGAAGGUGACAUAUAGCAAGGGCUUUAAAAGUAGAACUUUCCAUAUUUAACUCUGUCUGGCAUUAGUCUCUCUGAAGGUAGGAAGCACUGGGAUUUUUGUGAGAGAGGCAGGACCUUCUCUGCAAUCAGGCACUCCUUUGAGGGUAAAGUUUUCCAGCCAUGAGAUGAAAUGGGAUGGGUGGAAGGAAACACACUACUUCCACUUAGGACUCUGUGUUGCUUCAUGGGUCUGAAGGUGUUAAAAUCUGAAAAACUUGAAUUUCUGAAUCUAAAAAGUUUGUGUUUUUCAAGAGGUUUUUUUUUUUCCUGGAAAAUGGAGAUGCUCUGAAUUCCUUUCAGGCAAGAGCACAAACGAUGCCUGGUUGUAGAGUUUGUACAGUAGAUCUUGUAGAAAUAAACUUCUACCUCCAUGAU